CAGACCUGGUGUGCUCACCUCAGGAGCCUGGUGGGCAGGUUCUCAGCCUGAAUUUUCUACCAACUCCACCUUGACCCCUCCUCCCAUCUGCAGCCUAGACAAGGGCUGGGACUUUACCCCUCAGAAGUAGAUGUAUCAAAAAGGCAGGCCAAGGGGGUCCUGCCGGGAACUCGCAUUCUUCCUACUUGGGAGCCGGUCUAGAACAUACAGGCUGCCCAGUAUCUCCCUAUUGUUGGACUAUAAACCGACACACAUUUAAUGACCUUGGGCAAGGCCCAAGUCAAGCGGCAAGGCCCAAGUCAAGCGCAGGCCAAGUCAUCGGGCUCUAGAAUGUGGGAUCUCUUGAUGGAAAAGAAAUAUGGAGACAAAGUGAACUCAUCAUUGUGAUCCACGCCUCGCAGAUGAGGAAUUCCAGAGCCUGGACCUUGGCCGCUGCCACAGAAUCCUUGGGGAGCUGUUGGAGAGAGAGCAGCAAAAAAGGUGGAGAUUCAGACUGGAGAGAAGAGGAAGCUGUGAACUGCCUUUGGGACCAAGGUUGCUAAGAGACCACCCGUGCUGAAUGCACUUUGUCCUAGCAAGAGUUUACAGUUUACCGAAAGAAAACCAAGGAGCAGGGUUAUCUACCGCUACCUGGGAUUAAGGCAGGGAGCAAGAGCAUGUUGGAUAUGAUGUGUAAAAACUGGAUAUUAAUAUCUACUACGAUUCCCACAAGUCCAGAAGAUGAAAUUGUUGGAAGACUUCUAAAAAUUUUGUUUGUUAUCUUUGUUGACUUUAUGUCUAUUAUGUAUGUCAUUGUAACUUCCUAAAGAGCAGAUUUCUCUUGCUUUACAUGUAAA
Nyctereutes procyonoides (raccoon dog) is the source of this 836-nucleotide messenger RNA. It is a transcript of the gene MRLN, whose product is annotated as myoregulin. The transcript has 3 exons. Bases 657 to 806 code for a protein of 49 amino acids. NCBI's taxonomy places the organism in Eukaryota, Metazoa, Chordata, Mammalia, Carnivora, Canidae. The record is from RefSeq and is a predicted model, not a curated record.